Caenorhabditis briggsae is the source of this 777-nucleotide messenger RNA. The transcript is spliced from 3 exons. The coding region runs from base 1 to 777 and encodes 258 amino acids. NCBI's taxonomy places the organism in Eukaryota, Metazoa, Nematoda, Chromadorea, Rhabditida, Rhabditidae. The record is from RefSeq and is a predicted model, not a curated record.
AUGAUUCUCGAAUUGAUUGCUCCACUGGAAAACAACACUGUACCAGUGUGUAUUUCGGGCUGCGCCCGUAACUGGGAACGUGUCGGUGGGUUUUCGGUUUACGGAGUGAACGGACCAGGACGAUUGGUUAGUGGACGGUUCAGACCAAUUGAGUGCUCGGCUUCGUCUCCAUUCUCAUGUGCUGAGGCUUCGAACAAAGCGUAUCAAGGACUAUGUCAGGGAGAUUACGGUGGAAGUGCCAUCGCUAACAUAGAUCAACGUUACGUCAUGCUUGGAUUCUAUGCCGGCGAUAACGAAGAAUGCCAAGGAAACACAGAAAAUAUGGAUCCAUUCAAAUUCGUCAACCUUGGACACUAUCGUCAAGAAAUCUGUGAGACCACUGGAGUUUGUGUGCCACCAUGUGAAGUGGACGUCACUCCAGGACCACAAAGCCCCAUCGACUACCGUCGAGGAGCCUACACCACGACUGCUGAGGAAGAGCCUACACUUGAAGUUCUUUCUACUGAUCCUCAGGUACCAUAUGAAAAACCCGGUACACUCAAAAACACAACUGCUGGAGAGGAAAUCAAAGCCGAGACUUUUGCUCCGUUGAUCGUUUCAAACAGUUCUACGGAAGGAGACGUCACCAACGCUGAAAUAUUUGAUCCAACGAGAAUUGGCUUUGAUGGAGAAGUCAUCAAGGCGGAGACGUUCGAGCCCAUGGAGAUUGAUCAUCGUGGAUCAACCAGAGCCGACCGCAUCCGAGACAUCCAUAUUCAUAUUCAUUUGAACAAGUGA